AUGGAUGUGAUUCCGCCCGAGUACGACCCGGUGACUCGAGAACGCGUGUAUCGGCAGGAGUGGCUCGAAUACUUUCACUACAUCGGCUUUGAGACAGCGAUACGUGAUUACCCGGCUGAGUAUCGCGCCCUCUUCCCUCGUGGACAUCACAAGCCGCCAGCCAUGCCGCCUCCGCUGCCCGUCGGGGGUACGAAGUCUCAGACGGCACCCACCUCCGCAACCGCAGCAAACAUGUUCAUUGCCGAUGAUGAUGACAAGGAGGUCGGUAAAGGCAGUGACACGGAAGAUGACUGGUCCUCGCUCAUCUCUUCAUCCUCAUCUUCCGCAGCCUCGACGCCGCGCGAUGCACCCCGCGAGGACGCGCGAGCCGAAAAUGUUGAGCGGACGGCUCGCGACGAGCGCAGCAGUCGCCGGCAGACGUCGAGUCGCCAUGAUGACCGCCACCACUCAAGCCGACGCCACCGCGACCGAGACAGUGAUGAGCGUCGGCGGCGACACCAUAGCGACGAGGAGGAGCGACGGCAUCGGCACCGGCAUCACAGUUCUCGAGGAAGCGAUUAUCACCACAGCACCAGCAGUGGCACAAGCCGCCGCCGCAGACGCUCUGGUGACCGAGAUGGCCGUGACGGUCGUCGCUCGUCACGUGUGCACAGCAGCGAGGAAAGUAGUCGCCGCUAUCGCAGAGAGACGACCAGCGGCAGCUCGCGCACUCAUGCCUACGAGGACCGUCGUGAGGAUGCGCUACGCCGUCGCGAUAACGCCUAUAGGCGCUAG
This is a messenger RNA of Leishmania mexicana MHOM/GT/2001/U1103, 774 nucleotides long. Its product is annotated as splicing factor ptsr1 interacting protein,putative. NCBI's taxonomy places the organism in Eukaryota, Euglenozoa, Kinetoplastea, Trypanosomatida, Trypanosomatidae. The record is from RefSeq and is a predicted model, not a curated record. The transcript has a single exon. The coding region runs from base 1 to 774 and encodes 257 amino acids.